Messenger RNA from Sciurus carolinensis (gray squirrel), 564 nucleotides. Its product is annotated as keratin-associated protein 9-2-like. The record is from RefSeq and is a predicted model, not a curated record. Lineage: Eukaryota; Metazoa; Chordata; Mammalia; Rodentia; Sciuridae. The transcript has a single exon. Gene Ontology annotation, cellular component: keratin filament. Bases 1 to 564 code for a protein of 187 amino acids.
AUGAGUGACUGCUGCUGCUCCCCUUGCUGCCAGCCUACCUGCUGCAGGACCACCUGCUGCAGGACCACCUGCUGGAGACCAACCUGUGUCACCUGCUCCUGCACACCCUGCUGCCAGCCCAGCUGCUGUGGGUCCAGCUGUGGGUCCAGCUGUGGGUCCGGCUGCUGCCAGCCCUGCUGCCAAACUACCUGCUGUAGGACCUGCUUCCAACCAACCUGUGUGACCAGCUGCUGCCGCACACCCUGCUGCCAGCCCUGCUGCUGUGUGUCCAGCUGCUGCCAGCCCUGCUGCCAGCCCAGCUGCUGUGGCUCUAGUGGCUGUGGGUCCAGCUGCUGCCAGCCCUGCUGUUGUGGGUCUAGUGGCUGUGGGUCCAGCUGCUGCGGUGGGUCUAGCGGCUGUGGGUCCAACUGCUGUGGUGGGUCUAGUGGCUGUGGGUCCAGCUGCUGCCAGCCAGUUUGCUCUGGACCCGUGUACUGCACUAGGACCUGCUACCACCCCACCUGUGUCUGCCUGCCUGGUUGCCUAGGCCAGGGCUGUGGGUCCAGCUGCUGCCAGUCUUGCUGA